This is a messenger RNA of Pterocles gutturalis (yellow-throated sandgrouse), 1733 nucleotides long. It is a transcript of the gene DGKB, whose product is annotated as diacylglycerol kinase, beta 90kDa. Gene Ontology annotation, biological process: diacylglycerol metabolic process; intracellular signal transduction; lipid phosphorylation. Gene Ontology annotation, molecular function: calcium ion binding; ATP-dependent diacylglycerol kinase activity. Gene Ontology annotation, cellular component: plasma membrane. Lineage: Eukaryota; Metazoa; Chordata; Aves; Pterocliformes; Pteroclidae. The record is from RefSeq and is a predicted model, not a curated record. The annotation marks the transcript as partial. The transcript has 19 exons.
AUUCCACCAAGAAAAUUAAGGAUGUCUUAGAAGAGUUCCAUGGCAGUGGUGUGUUAGCAAAAUAUAAUCCUGAAGGGAAACAAGAUAUACUUAAUCAAACAAUUGAUUUAGAGGGGUUCAAGCUGUUCAUGAAGACGUUUCUGGAGGCAGAGCUACCAGAUGAUUUCAUUGAGCAUCUUUUUACAUCAUUUAGCAACAAAAUCUCUCACUGCAGCCCGUUAAUAAAAGGCAAACCCCAGCACCUCUCUGGAGUUAAGGUGUCUGAAGAGAGAUGGAAACAAAUGCCUGGUCUGAGACUUAAUAAGGGUACCUCUACAUCCCGACCUCCUACUCCUGCCAACUUACAUUUACCAGACAUGAUCCAGCUGAAGGAUAUUGUUUGCUACUUGUCAUUGCUAGAAAGAGGAAGACCUGAAGACAAGCUAGAAUUUAUGUUUCGCUUGUAUGAUACAGAUGGGAAUGGAUACCUGGAUAGUUCGGAGCUGGAAAAUAUAAUUGCUCAAAUGAUGCAUGUUGCAGAAUACCUCGAAUGGGAUGUUACUGAACUGAGCCCAAUCCUUCAUGAAAUGAUGGAAGAAAUUGACUACGAUCAUGAUGGCACUGUUUCUCUAGAAGAGUGGAUCCAAGGAGGAAUGACAACAAUCCCACUCUUGGUCCUACUUGGGUUAGAGAAUAAUGUGAAAGAUGAUGGGCAGCAUGUAUGGAGACUGAAACACUUUAACAAGCCUGCUUACUGUAAUCUUUGUUUGAACAUGCUAAUCGGAGUAGGCAAGCAAGGCCUCUGCUGUUCCUUUUGCAAGUAUACAGUCCAUGAGCGCUGUGUCUCAAGAGCUCCUGCAUCUUGUAUCAAAACAUAUGUGAAGUCCAAAAAGAAUACUGAUGUAAUGCAUCAUUUCUGGGUAGAAGGAAAUUGUCCAACAAAAUGUGAUAAGUGUCACAAAACUAUAAAAUGUUACCAAGGCUUGACUGGACUUCACUGUGUUUGGUGUCAGAUCACACUGCAUAACAAAUGUGCUUCACAUCUAAAACCUGAAUGUGACUGUGGACCUUUGAAGGACCAUAUUUUACCACCCACAUCAAUCUGCCCUGUAGUAUUGACGCUACCCACGUUAGGAGGUUUGCUCCCUGAGGAAAGACAGGCAACAGUGAAAAAAGAAAAGAGUUGCCCACAGCAAAUGAACAAACUAGGAGAGCGGAACAAAAUGCAAAGAGCAAAUUCUGUCACCGUAGAUGGACAAGGUCUUCAGAUCACUCCAGUUCCAGGCACUCAUCCACUUUUAGUUUUUGUCAAUCCUAAAAGUGGUGGGAAACAAGGAGAAAGAAUUUAUAGAAAAUUUCAGUACCUUUUAAAUCCUCGUCAAGUUUAUAGUCUUUCUGGAAAUGGACCAAUGCCAGGGUUAAAUUUUUUCCGAGAUGUUCCUGACUUCAGAGUGCUAGCAUGUGGUGGAGAUGGAACAGUAGGCUGGAUUUUGGAUUGCAUAGAGAAAGCGAACUUGAUUAAGCAUCCUCCAGUUGCUAUCCUGCCUCUUGGGACUGGCAAUGAUUUAGCAAGGUGUCUGAGAUGGGGAGGAGGUUAUGAAGGUGAGAAUUUGAUGAAUAUCUUAAAAGACAUUGAGAACAGCUCUGAGAUUUUGCUGGACAGGUGGAAAUUCGAAGUAAUACCAAACGAUAAAGAUGAGAAAGGAGACCCAGUGCCUUACAACAUCAUCAAUAACUACUUUUCUAUUGGUGUG